Molecule: messenger RNA, 1386 nt
Organism: Melopsittacus undulatus (budgerigar)
Lineage: Eukaryota; Metazoa; Chordata; Aves; Psittaciformes; Psittaculidae
Gene: TMEM79
Product: transmembrane protein 79
Exons: 4
Coding region: 59-1285 (408 amino acids)
Biological process (GO): regulated exocytosis
Cellular component (GO): lysosomal membrane; trans-Golgi network membrane
Source: RefSeq, a predicted model, not a curated record
CAGUGUGGGGCUGAGGUGCUGCCGCCUGUGGCUCCCUUUGGAGCUUCCCCCUUUGGACAUGGCCGCAGGAGCCCCAUGGAGGCGGCUCCAGCCCAUUCCCACCUCAGGCUCUGGCUUCUCCAGGCCCAGAUCCCUUGGGAAGCGGCCUCGGGAGCAGGGCUCAGGCUCGGCCCCUUCCAGCCCGGCCCCACCUCGGCCGGUCCAACCGGUUUCAGGUCCCGGAAGAGCCGUGGGGAAGGGGGAAGCGCUCCCAUGGCCCCGCUCCGCAGCACAAGGUGAAGAGGAAGGAACCGGAGCCCCUGCAGGACCCCCCCGCUCCAUGCCCGCUGCCGACCCCAUCCUGCCCCCCGAGGAGGUGGCACUGAUGGAGCUGGCCCCGGCCUUGCCCAAGGCACCGGAGGACCCCGAGGCCACCCUGCCCUGGGACCGGGCGAGCCCGGAUGGGGGCCGGGAAGGCCCCGAGGAGCCCGGGGGUGCCCCCGCGGUGAUGGUGCCCAUAGACCCGCGUUGCAUCGAGCGGAGACCGGGCAAGGGGCAGCAGGAGGAAGGCAAAGGGGGGGCCGUGCCCCGGAGCCAGCACCCGCUCCUGCUCCCCAUGCCACCCGCUCGCUCCAGGGCCCCAUUGGGUUUGGAGGACACGGCCGAGCCCCAUAAGGGAGGAGUGAGGUGCCCGUGGGCCAAAGACUGCGGUGGUGGCCACCUUAAAGCCGUGGCCUCGGUGCUGGGGGCUCUGGUGCUGUGCCCCUGCUUUGUCUAUGGGGCUUACGUCUUCCUGCCCUUCGAUGCCCCACUGCUGCCCACUAUCAGCACCCGCCUGGUGUUCACGCUGCGCUGCGCUGCCUUCGCCACCGUCCCCAUCGUGCUGGGGAUGCUGGUCAGUGGCAUCUCCCGGCUCUGCUCCUCGGCGCUGGAGCCCUUUGGGGAGCUGCGGCGGGAGGUGGAGAUCCACAGCACCUUCGUGGCCCAAUCCGGACACCUCUUCAUGCUCUACUUCUUCAACAUGGCUGUGCUGGCCACUUACCUCCCGCAGGAGCUGCUCAAGCUCAUCCCGCUCCUCACAGGGCUCUUUGCCAUCUCCAGGUUGCUGUAUUGGUUGGCCUAUGCCAUGGGACGCCCUUUCCGGGUCUUUGGCUUCAGCCUGAGCUUCCUGCCUCUCGUUGCCAUGCUCCUCUGGAAUCUCUACAGCAUGGUGGUGCUGGAGCCGGAAAACCUCCUGGCUGUGGCAGAGGCAAAGCCCCAGGAGCAUUCCAAGAACACUGGAGCCAAACUCCGGUACUGGGGAUGAGGGAUAAGCCCCCCCGGAGGGAUGCAGGGAGAUGCAAUCCCACUUGCUCUGCCCUAGGAAGGGGGGAGCCCCACUGCCCAAUAAACCCCUUUGCCAAGUGC